AUGUUUUUGGCUGCCAUGUGCUUUGUGUUCUUUGCCAAAGCCUUUCAGGGAAGCUACAUGAAGAGCUCCGUCACGCAGAUCGAGAGGCGUUUUGACGUCCCCAGCUCACUAAUCGGAUUCAUCGAUGGAAGUUUUGAAAUCGGUAAUCUGUUUGUAAUAGCUUUCGUGAGUUACUUUGGUGCUAAGCUUCACAGGCCGCGGCUGAUAGCAGCUGGAUGUUUAGUCAUGUCUGCAGGAUCCUUCAUAACAGCGAUGCCCCAUUUCUUCCAAGGACAGUACAAAUACGAGUCAACGAUUUCUCAUUUCUCGGCCUCAGCGAAUGGUACAGAGAAUAUUCUGCCGUGCCUUACAAAUGCAAGUCUUGCACAAGAUAAUGAAAUUCCUACAGCGGAGUCUCAAGCAGAGUGCGAAAAAGCGUCCAGCUCCUCCCUGUGGUGGUUUGUGUUUCUGGGAAACAUGCUUCGUGGGGUUGGAGAGACGCCCGUCAUGCCUCUCGGCUUGUCCUACCUGGAUGAUUUUUCAAGAGAGGAAAACACUGCUUUUUACCUGGCUCUCAUUCAGACGGUGGGAAUAAUGGGACCGAUGUUUGGAUUCAUGCUGGGCUCGUUCUGUGCCAAGCUCUAUGUGGACAUUGGAACGGCGGACUUAGAUGCCAUCACCAUCAACUAUAAAGACUCGCGUUGGGUCGGCGCCUGGUGGCUGGGCUUCUUGAUAACCGGUGGAGUGAUGCUGCUGGCCGGAAUCCCAUUUUGGUUUCUUCCCAAGUCUCUGACCAGACAGGGAGAGCCUGACAGUGAGAAGAAAUCGGGUGUUCCAGAAGGAGGAGAGCAGGAGCGCUUCAUUCCUGACAACAACAAACACAAUCCUCCCGCCAGCAAACCGGCGCCGGUCACCAUGUCAGCCCUGGCUAAAGAUUUUCUGCCAUCACUGAAGAAACUCUUCAGCAACACGAUCUACGUGCUCCUCGUUUGUACCGGUUUGAUACAAGUGAGUGGUUUUAUCGGGAUGAUCACGUUCAAGCCGAAGUUCAUGGAGCAAGUUUACGGCCAAUCAGCAUCAAGAGCGAUAUUCCUGAUAGGUAUUAUGAAUCUACCAGCCGUGGCCCUGGGAAUCGUCACUGGAGGGUUUAUAAUGAAGAGAUUUAAGCUGAAUGUUCUCGGAGCGGCCAAGAUCUGCAUCGUGGCAUCGGUUCUGGCUUUCUGUUCAAUGCUCAUCCAGUAUUUCCUACAGUGUGACAACUCACAAGUGGCUGGACUUACAGUCACAUACCAAGGGGCUCCAGAAGUGUCGUACCAGAAGGAAACGCUCAUCUCUCAGUGCAACAUUGGCUGCUCUUGCUCUCUAAAGCACUGGGAUCCCAUAUGUGCCAGCAAUGGUGUGACCUACACCUCCCCCUGCCUCGCUGGCUGCCAGACCUCCACCGGGAUCGGAAAGGACAUGGUUUUCCACAACUGCAGCUGUAUUGGAGAAGCUCUUCUUCCAUACACGAACAUGUCGGCAGUGUUGGGUCAGUGCCCGCGCAAGAGUGACUGCGACUUCAUGUUCAAGAUCUACAUGUCGGUGACGGUCAUCGGCGCCUUUUUCUCGGCUGUCGGAGCCACACCGGGUUACAUUAUUCUGCUCAGAUCCAUCACACCAGAACUGAAGUCUUUGGCUCUCGGUAUGCACACCUUGAUUGUUCGGACUCUGGGUGGGAUUCCCCCGCCGAUAUAUUUCGGAGCCUUGAUUGACAAGACCUGUCUGAAAUGGGGUCUAAAACAAUGCGGAGGCAGAGGAGCAUGUCGAAUCUACGACUCCGGAGCCUUCAGGAAUGCUUUUUUGGGGUUAAUUUAUGCCCUGUACAGCGCAUCCUACCUGCUGCUUGGACUUCUUUACAACAGACUGUCUCAUCGAGAAAAGAAGCAAGCGCUAAAGGACCAGUUGAAAGCUCCAGAACCGGACAGCUGUGGUGUGUCAACCACCAAUGGAAAUGCGUCUUCAGCGAUUGUAAAAUGUGAAAAUCCAGACCAGGAGACCACCAUCUGAAGUUAUGCUUCCAGUUUUAAUAAGUCUUUCAGACGAAAACAAACCAAACAAUAGAAACCAUUUUAGUAUUCUAAUGUUUAUAUAGAAAUCGCAUUGGUUUUAAUAAAAGCUCUUCUAUUAUAUGUCCAACGAUACUCUAGAAAUCAUCAAAUAGUACACUGUAAAGUUGACUCAACUUCAAAAAAGCUGUCCAGCAACUUGCCUUACAAUUAGAAGUUGAGCCAACUUUUUCUACAGCGUUUUUACUGUCAUAACGGUCAAAAAUGAAUGGUGGAAACCGUUCUGUUAUGGUUUAUAUAUGUAUUUCUUUCCCCAACAGGGAAAUGUGUGUAUUAAACCGAAGAUAUAGAGUGUUAGAGAAGUUUUAACUCCCAUAUCUAAGUUCAUAGUUAUAAAAUUGUGUUAAUUUGUACAUUUAAUGAAAAUAGCAUUCGAUUGCUAGAUUUUCUACAGGACAGUAAGUACACCCUCACCUUCACUUCUUUCCUAUAGGUCGAAUACAUUUAUGUGUACUAUUAUUUACACAACGGAUGACAUGACAACCAACGACUACACUUAAACUAGUAAGAAAGUAUUAUACGCAAAGAAAACACACAAUACAUUGUUACGUAGAAUCACUGUUAUGGUGGCAGGUCAUUGUGAACGAUGAUAAUAUAUAUCGCGGUCACAUUUAUCGUCAUUCCUUUUUAUAUAUAUAUAUAUAUAUAUGCUGCACUGUUUUGUAAAACAUUUCUGGAUGGAAUAAAAUUUUACAUGUGAAGCUGUAAAUAAAGCACAACAUGUCAUACAAUGAUUUUCGCAGGACAUUCUCAGUCAAUUUCAGUCCCGAUUCGUCAAUAUUGUCAUAUUGUCGUUCCCUUUUUUUAACGGUUUGCGCAUGUUUGGAAAAUAUGCAAAAUUUCGGGAAUAUUUUUGAGCACACGCUCCAAACCUAACCCUAAACCACUUCUCAACAACAUAAAUAAGCAGCAGGCAGGCAAAUAAAAGUGGACACGCGUGUAUUAUUUGCAAAAAUAACCAUAUAAAAGUGCUACGAACAAGUCACGUCGCAUUCAAAGCCCUGUGAAGCGGUGUCUUUUUGUGAAAAGCUUGUGCAGUUAUAGUCAAUGCUCAACUGCUACCAUUUUGACGUCAUCUACAAUCUCCAAAUGGUUAAUAAACAUUCAAAAAUAGAAAAGAAAGACGCUGGAAGUGUAUAAAAUGCACAAACAAUGAAAAAGGUUCCUAUUCCUCCCCAUAUUUAUGUCCAGGAUUGUUCUACAGGACAGUAAGUACACCCUCACCUUCACUUCUUUCCUAUAGGUCGAAUACAUUUAUGUGUACUAUUAUUUACACAACGGAUGACAUGACAACCAACGACUACACUUAAACUAGUAAGAAAGUAUUAUACGCAAAGAAAACACACAAUACAUUGUUACGUAGAAUCACUGUUAUGGUGGCAGGUCAUUGUGAACGAUGAUAAUAUAAAUCGCGGUCACAUUUAUCGUCAUUCCUUUUUAUAUAUAUAUAUAUAUGCUGCACUGUUUUGUAAAACAUUUCUGGAUGGAAUCAAAUUUUACAUGUGAAGCUGUAAAUAAAGCACAACAUGUCAUACAAUGA
Danio aesculapii is the source of this 3624-nucleotide messenger RNA. RefSeq names its product solute carrier organic anion transporter family, member 1D1 (gene slco1d1). NCBI's taxonomy places the organism in Eukaryota, Metazoa, Chordata, Actinopteri, Cypriniformes, Danionidae. The coding region runs from base 1 to 2025 and encodes 674 amino acids. Gene Ontology annotation, cellular component: membrane. Gene Ontology annotation, biological process: transmembrane transport; sodium-independent organic anion transport. Gene Ontology annotation, molecular function: protein binding. The transcript has 13 exons. The record is from RefSeq and is a predicted model, not a curated record.